Messenger RNA from Malaya genurostris, 6417 nucleotides. RefSeq lists its product as uncharacterized. NCBI's taxonomy places the organism in Eukaryota, Metazoa, Arthropoda, Insecta, Diptera, Culicidae. The record is from RefSeq and is a predicted model, not a curated record. Gene Ontology annotation, biological process: DNA integration. Bases 1 to 6417 code for a protein of 2138 amino acids. The transcript has a single exon. Gene Ontology annotation, molecular function: nucleic acid binding.
AUGCAGCACGAGGAAGAAUUGAACAUAACCCCACCGUCGAGCCAAACGUUCAGCUGCGUGGCUUGUCAGCGACCGGACUCCGCAGAUAAUUUAGUGCAAUGCGAUAAAUGUAACUGCUGGUGGCAUUAUUCAUGCGCUGGCGUGACGGACUCUGUAGAGGGGCGAGAUUGGACGUGCUCAAGGUGCCUCCCCGCUCCAUCGAAGUCUAAUUCAAAUAAGUCCGGAUCUAGCCGUAAAGCACGGUUGGAGCUAAGUUUGCAACGUCUGGAGGAACAAAAAUCAUUAGCAAAAAAGCAGCUAGAGCUGGACUUAGAAAAACGGUUCCUUACUAAAAAAUUUCAUUUACUGGAACAAAGUAUUCUUGAAGAAGAAAGUGUCGGGAACAUGAGUGUUCGUAGUCGAAUUGAUGAGAUCGAGAAUCGAGACCGAGCAAAUCACGUUUCACAGUGGGUCGAUCAGCAGGCGAUGUCGGUUCCAAAUUCGGAACCAGCUGUUCAGUCGAAUAUAGUUAUCAGAGAUACUUGCAUCCCAACCGUUUUUGUAAACGGGCGACGAGAGGUUCAAUCGUUUCAACAGACCCAAGAAUGUGUCUCAGUGCAGUUACUCGAACGGCGUUUACACGACUGUCAAGUAAAUCCGACUUCAUUACAGCUACAAGCUCUCCAGGAGCAACUAAACAGAUGUCAGAUCCACCUGCAACAACAGAUGCUAGUACCGAAACCCAAGCGGUUAGAUCCUUCUAUUGUAUCACGCCGGCCGGUUCCUACCGACACGGCUCCUACCGGCGCGCUUCCUGUAAGCGCUGUUCCUAUCGGUGAAGCUCCAGUCGGCGUAAUUCCUACCAGUGCUGCUCCUACCGGCGCGGUUCCUGCCGAUACGGCUCCAACUGGUGCGCUCCCUGUCAGCGUUGAUCUUAUUGGCACAGUUCCUGUGAAUGCAAUUCCUACCGGUACGGUUUCAGCCGGCGUGAAUCACGUCGGCAAAUUUCCUGUUGGCGCUGUUCCCGUUGGCGAUGCUUCUGCCGGCGCAGUUCACAACACAAUUCCUGUAGGCGCAGCUCCCACCAGCACGGUUUCUACCGGCACAACUGCUGUCGGCGCUGUUCCUGUUGGCGCGAGUUAUUUCAACUCAAUUCCUUUCGGCGCGGUUCCUGCCAGCACAAUUCCUACUGGUGCGGUUCCUAUUGGCAUGUAUCCCACGGGAAUGUUAUCUAAUAAUUUCCACAAUCAAUUGAAACAACAGCGCAUAAGUGAAACAAUUCCAGCGCCGUUGCUCCCGCCACCCGCGGUACAAAAUGAAAGUGGUUUCAAUUUCGCACAUCCAGAUGAUCAGAUGCGGAAUUUUCCCGCGCACUCAUCGCAUGCCAUACCUCCCGGUAGUAACGAAAUUCCAUUCAGGACAGUCUCGACUCGUAAUCCUUCCCCAGAGCAAAUAGCUGCUCGACAUGUGAUGCCUCGCGAUUUGCCGGAAUUCUCAGGAGAUCCCGAAGAGUGGCCUAUCUUCAUAAGUAGUUUCAACAAUUCAACAGCGGUAUGUGGGUAUAAUCUGGGCGAAAAUCUUGCUCGAUUACAACGAUGUCUGAAAGGCGAAGCUUUAAAGUCAGUACGGUACUACUUAUUGAGCCCAGCAUCAGUUCCUGAUGUCAUUAGGACACUUCAGACACUCUACGGUAGACCUGAGAUCAUUAUUAAUAAGUUGAUUAGGAAUGUACGGGAUUGUCCUACUCCAAAGAGUGAACGGCUAGAGACGCUCAUUGAAUUCGGUUUAACCGUCAGAAAUCUAACGCAACAUCUCAUCUCAGCAGGCCAACAUGAUCAUCUCUCCAAUCCCGUUCUUCUGCAAGAGCUCAUUGAAAAGCUGCCGGCGAAUGUUAAGCUACAGUGGGCUCAGCAUUUGGCACAUCAUUCCGUACCCACGCUAAAAGUAUUUAGCGAUUUCAUGUCGUCAGUGAUAGAAUCCGUUAGCAAAGUGGUAUUGUUUGUAGGAAAUCGUGGUAAACCGGAGAAGAGUGGACCUAGGGAAAAAGGUUUCCUGCAUGCUCACAGUGAAAAUACGGUAUCACCGAAGAAGGAUAUGAAACGAGCAGAUUCUCCAAGAAAAUGCUUAGUUUGUGAAAGAGGAGACCAUCGCGUCAGAGACUGUGCAAAAUUCAAAGAGAGUAGUGUUGCCGAUCGAUGGAAAGCCAUCCAUUCUUUGAAAAUGUGUAGAACCUGUCUGAAUACACAUGGCCGUCGAACAUGUCGUAGUACUGAACGAUGCGGUAUAAACGGGUGUCAGUUUCGGCACCAUCCACUGCUCCAUGCAGAAAUACAGAAUAAAUCUACAUCUCCGUCUCUUGAGAAUCAUGCCUUUCAUCAUUGUGGACAAUCGAUAUUAUUCCGGAUUGUUCCUAUCACCAUUCACGGCAAAACAAAAUCCGUGAAUACUUUCGCUUUUCUCGACGAGGGGUCAUCGACAACGCUCGUUGAAAGAAGUUUAACCGAACAGAUUGGCAUCGAAGGACCGAACGUUCCUUUGUGCUUGAAGUGGACUGGUGAUAUGACCCGUUCGGAAGACGAAUCCCAGUUGGUCACAUUAGAAGUUUCACAGCGUGGCGGACGUCGGCGAUAUCCUCUGAGAAAUGCCCGGACGAUAAGUUGUCUCAAUCUUCCAUCGCAAACCGUACGUUUCGAUGAACUACAACGUGAAUACGGGCACCUCAAGGGUUUAGAAAUCCGCAGUUAUGAGAAUGCUAAGCCACAAUUGUUGAUUGGUCUCCGAGAUUUGUCGCUGGCUGUACCGCUGAAAAUUAAAGAAGGUGAUGAUGGACCCAUAGCAGUAAAAUCUCGGUUAGGCUGGUCCGUGUAUGGUAGCCUCUCCGGCACAAGAAAAUCGUUAAAUUUUCUCAACUUCCAUGCUUGCGAUUGUGAGAGUCUUAACGAAAUGGUGCGGGACUACAUUGCGACAGAGGACUGUGGUGUAAGUUCAAAAAUACUUUUAGAAUCCGAUAGCGAUAAGCGAGCCAACAUGUUGCUCGAGCAAACGACCGUUCGAAUCGGCAACCGUUUCACGACUGGGUUGCUAUGGAGACACGAUUACGUAGAGCUACCGGACAGUUAUAUGAUGGCAAUUCGACGACUGGAAUGUUUGGAACGUCGUAUGCACCGUAAUGAAACGUUAAAAGAAAGUAUUCAUCGUCAAAUCGCUGAGUACCAACAAAAAGGUUACGCUCAUUGUGCUUCGACUGAAGAGUUGGAAUCCGCGGAUCCAAGGCGUAUCUGGUACCUUCCUCUCGGCGCGGUUACUAACCCCAACAAACCGGGAAAAGUGAGGUUAAUAUGGGACGCGGCGGCUAGAGUAAACGGUAUUUCUUUAAACUCCGUCCUUCUAUCGGGACCCGAUCUUUUGACACCCCUGCCGUCAGUCUUGUUUCGAUUUCGGCAAUAUUCGGUGGCGAUCUCGAGUGACAUCAAGGAGAUGUUCCACCAACUUCGGAUUAAUGAUCGCGACAAGCACUCCCAACGUUUCUUAUGGCGCGAAAGCUCAGAUAAAGAGCCAAAAGUAUUUCUGAUGGAUGUCGCCACCUUCGGGGCUACUUGCUCGCCGACAUCUGCGCAAUUUGUCAAAAACAAAAACGCGCUUGAGUUCACUGAUAAAUUCCCACGAGCAGUACAAGGUAUCAUUCAAAACCACUACGUGGACGAUUACCUUGACAGUUUUGAAACGGUCGAUGAGGCAAAAUCUGUCGCUGAAGCAGUGCGACUGAUCCAUUCAAAGGGAGGGUUUACCAUUCACAAUUGGAUCUCUAAUAGCAAAUCUGUACUAGACCACCUCGGUGAGGUUUCGAACGCAGAUAUUAAACACCUGACAUCGGGAAAAGGCCACAUUGCUGAACGUGUUCUGGGUAUGCUGUGGCUUCCAGAGAGUGAUGAACUUGGCUUUUCUACUUCGUUCACUGAUCGUGUUAGAACCGCAAUGAAAAUGGGUGAUAGGCCGACAAAAAGGAUGGUGUUGAAAACAGUAAUGAGCCUUUUUGAUCCUUUAGGAUUGCUGGCCACCUUUUUGGUCCACGGGAAAAUUCUUUUGCAAGAUAUAUGGCGCACUGGAAUAAAAUGGGACGAUUCGGUCAACGAUAAACAUUUCGAAAGCUGGUUACGUUGGAUAGAUUUAAUCAAACAAGUGAGUAACUUCAGAAUUCCUCGAUGCUACUUUCACGACGCCAGUGCAAUGCUGUACGACUCGUUGCAAGCACACGUGUUCGUGGAUGCGAGUGAAGCUGCAUACUCAGCUGCACUGUACUUUCGGAUCAGACGUUCAGAUGGAAUCUUUCAAUGUAGUUUGGUGGCUGCGAAAACCAAGGUCGCUCCGCUAAAACACGUUACAAUUCCACGGUUAGAAUUAAUGGCUGCCUUGUUGGGUGCACGUUUGCUGUCAUUUGUCAUCGAAAACCAUACAAUUUCGGUUCGCAAACGGUUCUUAUGGACCGAUUCUGCUACGGUAUUAUCGUGGAUAUGUUCCGAUCAUCGCACCUAUCGACAGUUCGUAGCCUGCCGCGUAGGAGAGAUUUCAUCAGUUACUAACGAGAGCGAGUGGAGAUGGGUGCCGAGUAAAUUCAACGUCGCUGAUGAAGCUACUAAGUGGGGUAAGGGACCCUGCUUCGACGCGGGUUGUCGUUGGUACGUGGGACCUGAUUUUCUAUGUUUGCCCGAAGAUGACUGGCCAAAACAACCUACAACAGUCGCUACAAAAGAAGAAAUUCGUCCGUGUCUUAUCCAUCAAGAGACUCUGCCAACAACGUUAAUUCAUUUCGACCGCUUCUCAAGCUGGAACCGCCUUUCGAGAUCGUCAGCCUAUUUGGUGAGAGCAAUUACCUUUUGGAAGCGGAAGAAAAUUGGAGUCGCUGGCACAAGACGGUUAGCGCUGAGUCAAGAGGAGAUACGAGAAGGGGAAACAUUGAUUUGGAAACUAGUUCAAAGAGAAGUAUACGCCGAUGAACUGGUACUUCUAUCCAGAAACGAACUUCUUCCUGAAAAGGAACGAAUGGGACUCCUGCGAUCAAGCAACCUGUACACGUUGUCACCGAAAUUGGGACAAGAUGGCCUAAUACGCUUGGAUGGGCGUAUAGGAGCAACUGAAUUAGCAUCUUCGAAUGUAAAAUACCCCGUCAUACUUCCUACGUCACACCGUGUAACGAACCUCUUAGUUGAUCACUAUCAUCGUAAGUUCUUACAUGGAAACUCGGAAACUGUAUUCAACGAACUAAGACAGCAUUAUUAUGUGCCAAGACUUCGCGUUCUAAUCAGAAAAAUCGCGAGACAAUGUCAGUGGUGCAAGGUACAGAAAGCACGACCAGCUCUGCCAAGGAUGGCACCGUUACCAGCUGCUCGUUUGUCGCCAUACGUACGGCCGUUUAGUUUCGUGGGUCUGGACUAUUUUGGGCCUAUGUUGGUGAGAGUCGGAAGAUCGAAUGCGAAAAGGUGGAUCGCGUUGUUCACCUGUCUUACGAUACGAGCGGUACAUGUAGAGGUAGCUCAUGAGUUGUCUACACAGUCCUGUAUCUCGUGCAUACGUCGGUUCGUAUGUCGCCGGGGACCUCCCAUAGAAAUUUAUUCCGACAAUGGGAAAAAUUUCGUGGGAGCCAAUCGUCUUCUUAAAGAACAAAUUCAACAAAUCGAAACUUCGGCUUCCGAAACUUUUACUAAUGCUCAAACUAAGUGGGUUUUCAUACCCCCUUCUGCACCACACUGGGGAGGCUCCUGGGAGCGAAUGGUGAAAUCUGUGAAAGCUGCUCUAAUUAACCUUCCUCAAGACCGUAAACUUGACGAUGAAUCCUUGCAAACGAUGCUCGUGGAGGCAGAAUAUAUAGUCAACAGUCGUCCUCUAACCUACUUACCUCUCGAUUCGGCGGAACAUGAUGCAUUGACCCCUAACCAUUUCCUCCUCGGCAGUUCGAAUGGCCUUAAGCAACCAGUUUCUACGACCACAGACAAAUACUCCAUUCGAAACUCUUGGGAUUUGAUUCAAAGAAAUCUGGAUUGUUUUUGGACCCGCUGGAUACGUGAAUAUCUUCCGACGCUAACAAAACGUACGAAAUGGUUUGAUGAGGUUCGGCCCGUUCAACCAGGUGAUUUGGUGGUGAUCAUUGAUGAGGCGCGUAGAAAUAGUUGGAUUCGUGGGCGUGUACUGGAAGCGAUUGCUAGUUCGGAUGGUCGAGUCCGUCAGGUACUAGUUCAAACGUCUUCGGGAAUAUUCCGUCGACCAGUGUCGGAGCUCGCCGUGUUAGACGUUGGCGAAGUUGGUAAAGAUGAGUCAUCCACCCAUCCUUACGGGAGGGGGUAUGUUGCCGCGGAGUCAACACGAUUGGCAACACGGCUGAGCGAGGAAAUGAACACUGACAUUUCGGACAGCAAGGAGGAAGUGACUUCGAGCAAGCAGUGA